UUUCUUUCCGUGCGAUUCUGCUUUUUUGAGUUUUUGUUGUUAUAGUUAUUAUUUGUUGAGUGUUUUUGUUGACUUUCUGUUAUAAUUUGUUACGGUUUUGUUGUUAUUGUGUUACAAUGAGUGACCAACCUGGACCAAGCUCGACGAAGCUUUUUUCAACGCCCAUGAAGAAGCGCCAAAAGAAAUCCGCUCUGAGGUCUUCCGAAAAGACUACUAUAAUCAACAUAUAUAAACUCGUUGAAGAUACUUGGCCAAAAGAUCAAUUCUGGUACAAAAAGGAUUUGGCUAAGAAAACCGCGGAGACCGCCGGCGUAAGCCUUGCUACAGUCUACAAGGUACUGAAACAGUACAGAAAUGAGCACCGUGUUAGCUCACCCGUUGCGCCUCCUCAAAGAGCAACGAUAAUUGACAAACUUUUAGAUUUCGAGUUGAGUGCUAUUAGGAGAAAAGUUCAUGAGUUCUUUUUUAGAAAUGAACUUCCCACUGUGGACAAUGUUCUUAUGUCAGUAAACGAAGAUGAUGAUUUACCAAAUUUCAAAAGAACAACUUUCCAAAAAUUACUUAAAAAACUACAAAUCAAAUAUUUAAAAAGAUCAAGAAAAAGUGCUCUAAUUGAGAAAAGAGAAAUCGUAAGAUGGAGGCGCAACUAUUUGCAAAAAAUUUCAAAAAUGAGAGAAGAUGGGCGGAAAAUUUAUUACACUGACGAAACAUGGAUUAAUGAAGGUCAUACAAAAACAAAGGUGUGGCAAGAUACUACAAUACAUUCAACCCGUCAAGCUCACCGAGAAGGAUUGUCUACAGGAUUGAAGGGGCCUUCUGGAAAAGGGAAGCGGUUGAUAAUAGUGCACAUUGGUAAGUUGUUAUAUUUUGAUGGCGUAUCGUCAAAAUAUUAAUUCUUACUUAUGUGAAAAUUAAUUAACAGAGUAGCCCAUUGUGUGAACCAAGCGUACAUAAUAAGACUUCCAAUAUCAACACUGGUUGAUAUAGACUUUUCAGCAUUCGCUGAACCUCCAUUCGGUGGUCAUCAAUAACCUUUCUUUUUUCUUUUAGGAAAUGAAGCUGGAUUUUUGGAAGGGGGUCAGCUAAUUUUCGAGAGUCAGAAAGGGGAAGG
Molecule: messenger RNA, 1111 nt
Organism: Hyposmocoma kahamanoa
Lineage: Eukaryota; Metazoa; Arthropoda; Insecta; Lepidoptera; Cosmopterigidae
Exons: 2
Coding region: 117-893 (258 amino acids)
Source: RefSeq, a predicted model, not a curated record